GUCAGUCACCCCCAUCAGAAUUCCGUUGGCUAUUUAUUCCAUCGAACCACCCACCACACUCACUCACUACAGACAGACUUGUGUAACCCACCCAAAACACCAUCAAUCUUCAAUCUUCAAUCAAUGGCGAUACGAGCAGCACUCACCAGACGACCCAUAACCUCCUCGACCUUACAGGCGGCCUCGCGAUCCAUAUCAUCCUGGUGGAAAAACGUUGAGCCUGCACCCAAAGACCCCAUUCUCGGUGUCACUGAAGCUUUUUUAGCCGAUACUAGCCCCCAUAAAGUUAAUGUUGGCGUUGGAGCUUAUCGUGAUGAUAAUGGGAAGCCUGUUGUUUUGGAGUGUGUUAGAGAAGCAGAAAGACGAGUUGCCGGAAACCUGAAUAUGGAGUAUCUUCCAAUGGGAGGAUGCAACAACAUGGUUGAGGAAACACUGAAGUUGGCAUACGGUGAACAUUCCGACUUGAUUAAAGAUAAACGAAUCGCAGCAAUACAAGCUCUUUCCGGCACUGGCGCAUGCAGAAUUUUUGCAGAUUUUCAAAAACGGUUUUCCCCUGAUUCCCAGAUCUAUAUUCCAGUCCCUACCUGGUCCAACCACCAUAACAUAUGGAGAGAUGCUAAUGUACCACAAAGAACAUUCCAUUAUUAUCAUCCGGAAUCAAAAGGUCUUGAUUUCGCCUCACUGAUGGAUGACGUUAAGAAUGCACCAAAUGGGUCAUUCUUUUUGCUGCAUGCUUGUGCUCAUAAUCCCACCGGAGUCGAUCCUACAGUUGAACAAUGGAAAGAAAUAUCGUACCAGUUUAAGGUCAAAGGUCAUUUUGCUUUCUUUGACAUGGCUUAUCAAGGCUUUGCAAGUGGUGAUCCAGAAAGAGAUGCGAAAUCCAUUAGGAUUUUUCUUGAGGAUGGUCAUUUAAUCGGAUGCUCGCAAUCAUAUGCAAAAAAUAUGGGUCUUUAUGGCCAAAGAGUCGGCUGCCUCAGUUUGGUAUGUGAAGAUGAAAAACAAGCUGUGGCCGUGAAAAGUCAACUUCAGCAACUUGCAAGACCUAUGUACAGUAAUCCACCCGUUCAUGGUGCCCUUAUUGUUUCAACUAUCCUUAGUGAUCCAGAUUUAAAGCAAUUGUGGCUCAAGGAAGUUAAGGGUAUGGCUGACCGUAUAAUCGGAAUGAGAACUUCUCUUAGGGAAAACAUUGAGAAGCUGGGUUCUCCCCUAUCAUGGGAACACAUAACUAAUCAAAUCGGCAUGUUCUGCUAUAGCGGGAUGACUCCUGAACAAGUAGAUCGUUUGACAAAAGAAUUCCAUAUUUAUAUGACCCGCAAUGGCCGUAUCAGUAUGGCAGGUGUGACGAGCGGCAAUGUCGAAUACUUGGCAAAAGCUAUCCAUGAAGUCACAAAAGCUGCUUAAAGACGAUACAAUUUAUGAGGUUUUUUUGGUUAAAACUAAGUUUUCGGGUCUUUUGCCCUGAGAAUAGUUUAGAAAAAUAAAAAGGUUAAGGUACUUCACCUGGUUAUGAGUUUUAAUUGUUUGUAGCGGAUAGUGAUUGUUGUCUUGUUAUUAGGCCAUAUGUAAUGGGGCUUUAUAGGGGCGUGAAAGGUUUUGAUAGUGCCCUUACACCAUCCCCCAUGGGCAUUUCUAGAAUAAUGCCCAAUAAGGAGGAAAAACAAGGAAACUAAUAUAUGAAAGGGCAUUAAGAAGCCUUAACCAUUACUACA
Messenger RNA from Helianthus annuus (common sunflower), 1709 nucleotides. Its product is annotated as aspartate aminotransferase, mitochondrial. The transcript has 10 exons. The record is from RefSeq and is a predicted model, not a curated record. Gene Ontology annotation, cellular component: mitochondrion. Gene Ontology annotation, molecular function: pyridoxal phosphate binding; L-aspartate:2-oxoglutarate transaminase activity. Bases 124 to 1401 code for a protein of 425 amino acids. Lineage: Eukaryota; Viridiplantae; Streptophyta; Magnoliopsida; Asterales; Asteraceae. Gene Ontology annotation, biological process: biosynthetic process; amino acid metabolic process.